Molecule: messenger RNA, 1371 nt
Organism: Aspergillus steynii IBT 23096
Lineage: Eukaryota; Fungi; Ascomycota; Eurotiomycetes; Eurotiales; Aspergillaceae
Product: FAD-linked oxidoreductase
Exons: 3
Coding region: 1-1371 (456 amino acids)
Cellular component (GO): mitochondrion
Molecular function (GO): FAD binding; proline dehydrogenase activity
Source: RefSeq, a predicted model, not a curated record
AUGAAGGCUCAACGGCAAACACUACGGCGGAUUGGCGUGUUGCCACAGCCUCUGCAACCGCAAUGGCGCGUUUACUCCAGAAGCCAGUCGACGAAAGCCGUACUACCACCGCAUUCACUUCUCCCGACAAAGAUGCUGCUGCGGUCGCUCUUGGUGGCGACGAUCUCGUCUCAUCGAGCGCUUCUGACUCCUGCCUUGAAGGUUCUCUCGAUGAUCGCGCACCCGCGCAUCGGACUACUGAGCGUCGAGAAGAAUCCGAUUCUCAGGGCCUUUUUAAAGACAUCCUUUUACAACCACUUCUGCGCGGGCGAGAAUAACGCCGAGGUGUCUGCGACUAUUGGUCGCAUUAAGAAUAUGGGCAUGAAGGGCGUGAUUCUGACGUAUGCUCGAGAAAUCGGGUCCGACAACUCAUCCAUAUCUACGCCUGAAGGAACAUCCGAGCAAAGGGAGAAAGGCACUGCAUUGGACAAACCCAGCUCGUCCCAAGACCCCCAGAUCGAGGCUUGGUGUGUCGGAGUGAUGGAAACUGUGGAGAUGAUUGGGGAGCAUGACUUUCUGGCUUUGAAAUUCACAGGUGCAGGUGCCGCCGCCGCAGAUGCCCUCCAGACAGGAGGGCCUCUUCCCAGCCAAAUGAUGAACGCUCUCAAGGCAAUCUGCAACCGCGCGGUGGAGAGGAAGGCCCGCAUCUUCAUCGACGCCGAGCAGCAAAGUGUACAGGAUGGCAUUGACCAGGUGGCACUCGACCUGAUGCGUCUGUUCAAUCGCGACGGCCGAGCCACGGUUUACAACACCUAUCAAGCCUAUCUGAAGUCCACGCCCACCACCCUGCACGCGCACAUGGACUGUGCGCGCAAGGAGAAUUUCACGCUGGGAGUGAAGUUGGUCCGUGGCGCUUAUAUCAACUCGGAGCCUCGCCAUUUGAUCAACGAUACCAAAGCCAACACUGACACACAGUAUGAUUCCAUUGCAGCCGAUCUGUUGAAGCGGGAAUACGGCGCGGGUCCUUUUCCGUCGGUGGAACUGUUCCUCGCGACGCAUAACAAGGAGAGCGUGCUGAAGGCGCAUGGCCUUUAUCAGGCCCGUAUCCAAUCGGGUGAGCCGACUGUUAAAGUGCAGUAUGGACAGCUGCUGGGAAUGGCAGAUGAGGUCAGCUGUCGCAUGCUGCAGAUCAAGGAAGAAGGGAACGGCGAUGAAAGUCUGGUGGCUCCUGAGGUCUACAAAUGCUUGAGCUGGGGCACUCUGGGCGAUUGUCUUUCGUAUCUUUUGCGUCGGGCAGUUGAGAAUCGGGAUGCUGUUAGUAGAACCACGGCUGAGUAUGUGGCUUUGAAGACCGAGGCCAAACGCCGCUUCAUGAUGUAUUUUCGGUCCUAG